AUGAAACCAAUACAAAGCUGCGAAGUCUCUGAGCGAGAAUCCUACACAGAUUUUUGGGGAAGUCGCUAUACAGUAAAUAGUGGAGGGGAGAAGCAGGAGAAAGCGGAAAGCAAGAAUAUGAGCGAUGAACCGUAUGACUAUAGGAGAAGAAUCAAUAUGAACAGUAAAAAGUUCUAUUUUAGAGCUAUUCUCCAGGAGAUAGGAAGACAACAGGAGAAAACUGAGGAGCAAGAGGCACAAAAUAGCAAAGUGCAAAAUAAUUCAUCCGAGAACUAUAAAAGUGGCAGCAACUGCACAAUUCACUGA
This is a messenger RNA of Plasmodium inui San Antonio 1, 306 nucleotides long. RefSeq lists its product as hypothetical. NCBI's taxonomy places the organism in Eukaryota, Apicomplexa, Aconoidasida, Haemosporida, Plasmodiidae. The record is from RefSeq and is a predicted model, not a curated record. Bases 1 to 306 code for a protein of 101 amino acids. The transcript has 2 exons.